Argentina anserina (silverweed cinquefoil) is the source of this 2087-nucleotide messenger RNA. Its product is annotated as biotin carboxylase 1, chloroplastic. The record is from RefSeq and is a predicted model, not a curated record. The transcript has 16 exons. Gene Ontology annotation, molecular function: metal ion binding; ATP binding; ligase activity. Bases 177 to 1778 code for a protein of 533 amino acids. NCBI's taxonomy places the organism in Eukaryota, Viridiplantae, Streptophyta, Magnoliopsida, Rosales, Rosaceae.
UCCCCUCGUUUUCAUCGACCACUCCCAUCUCCUCUCCCUUCUUAUUCUCUCUCUCUCUCUCUCUCUCUCUCUCUCUCUACAAAUCUCCUAAACAUUAUUUGCUUGUCAUUCAUUUCAUUCUGAUCUCUCGUAGCAUCUACUGAGACACAAGUUAGGUCUCUGUAGGCUUCGGAGAUAUGGACGCCAUCAUGCCCGUUUGCAAGACUGUUACUCCAACUCCGAGGUUAUUUUUUGGACAAACUGGAGAGAUCAGGAGUUCCCAAUGUAGCUUCAUGGUGGGAAAUAAAGUUAGCUUUUUGAGGCAGAGAGCUCAGGGUGCUCAGAUUAGUUAUAGAUCAAGGAAGCAUGCCGGAGCUCUCCAUGCUACAUGUCGUGCCGAAAAAAUCCUGGUGGCAAAUAGAGGAGAAAUUGCUGUUCGUGUUAUUCGAACAGCGCAUGAGAUGGGCAUUCCCUGUGUGGCUGUUUACUCAACAAUUGACAAGGAUGCGCUUCAUGUCAAAUUGGCUGAUGAAUCUGUUUGUAUUGGGGAAGCAGCAAGCAGUCAGUCGUACCUAGUGGUUCCAAAUGUCUUAUCUGCUGCCAUUAGUCGUAAAUGUACAAUGCUUCAUCCUGGAUAUGGUUUCCUAUCUGAGAAUGCAUCUUUUGUUGAAAUGUGCAAAGAACAUGGAAUCAACUUUAUUGGUCCCAAGCCUGAAAGUAUUCGCAUUAUGGGUGAUAAAUCCACUGCAAGAGAAACAAUGAAGCAAGCAGGUGUUCCAACUGUACCAGGAAGUGAUGGUUUACUAAAGAGCACAGAGGAAGGAAUCAAGCUUGCCGAGGAGAUUGGUUAUCCUGUUAUGAUCAAGGCAACAGCCGGUGGUGGAGGACGUGGCAUGCGUCUUGCUAAAGAGCCUGGAGAGUUUGUGAAGUUGUUACAGGCAGCAAAGAGCGAGGCUGCAGCUGCUUUUGGAAAUGAUGGAGUUUAUUUAGAAAAGUAUGUAGUAAAUCCCAGACACAUUGAAUUUCAGGUUCUUGCGGAUAUGUACGGUAAUGUUGUUCACUUUGGAGAGCGUGAUUGCAGCAUCCAGAGGAGGAACCAAAAGCUGCUAGAAGAAGCACCCUCUCCUGCGUUGACUCCAGAAUUGCGGAAAGCCAUGGGUGAUGCAGCAGUUGCUGCGGCAGCAUCUAUUGGUUACAUUGGUGUUGGAACCAUUGAGUUCCUUCUGGACGAAAGAGGUUCCUUUUACUUCAUGGAAAUGAACACUAGGAUUCAGGUUGAGCAUCCUGUGACAGAAAUGAUUUCCUCUGUUGACUUGAUUGAAGAACAAAUCCGUGUCGCUAUGGGAGAAAAACUUCGAUUGACACAGGAUGAUAUUGUGCUCAGAGGACAUUCAAUUGAAUGUCGUAUCAAUGCAGAAGAUGCUUUUAAAGGAUUCCGACCUGGGCCAGGUAGAAUAACAGCUUACUUACCAGCUGGUGGUCCAUUUGUUAGAAUGGAUAGUCAUGUUUAUCCUGAUUAUGUGGUUCCUCCAAACUAUGAUUCCCUUCUUGGAAAGCUUAUUGUGUGGGCACCAACAAGAGAAAAGGCAAUUGAUCGGAUGAAAAGAGCUCUUAACGACACUAUCAUAACAGGUGUUCCUACAACUAUUGAAUAUCAUAAGCUGAUCCUGGAGAUAGAGGAUUUCAAGAACGGGAAGGUCGAUACUGCUUUUAUUCCCAAGCAUGAAGAGGAGCUAGCAGCGCCCCAACAAGUGUUGCCUGCAUCCCCACCAAAAGAACUAGCUAGUGCAAGUGCGUAGAUGGACUGCUCCAGUAUCGCUACUUCCUGUUCUUUUUUACCACAUUUCAGAUGUGGAAAACACAUUCACUUUUUUGUACCUUAAUGUGUAAUUGAUGUUCCUAUUGUAACAGUUGUAAAAUUGACAUGCCUUGCAUUAUGGAAUUCCAUUUGAAAUUUUGAUAAGUUCCUAUAGUGAAAACUAGUGUCGCAUGUCAUAUAUAUAGAAUUAAUAAGGGUUCUGCAGACUCAUUCAUGCCAUCAUACUAUGCAAGAUGCUUUCUUUCAUUAUUGAGUUUCAUCCUAAUUCUGAUUGAAGUUGUCAUUUUUU